AUGAUAUUAGCUAUUGUCACUUUUAAUGGGAAUGACGGGACGAUGCCGUCUGACAAGGCAUCCGGUUCGAAUGAUUGCUUCAACACCUUCUUCAACGAGACGAACUCCGGCAAGAUGGUACCGCGUGCUGUGAUGAUUGAUCUCGAGCCAACUGUCGUCGAUGAAAUUCGGAUGGGAACGUAUAGACAAUUGUAUCACCCAGAACAAUUAAUUACUGGCAAAGAAGAUGCUGCCAAUAAUUAUGCUCGCGGUCAUUAUUCCAUCGGGAGUGAGAUUAUCGAGUCCGUGAUAGACCGAAUACGCAGACUGACCGAUCAAUGCACCGGUCUGCAAGGUUUCUUUGUUUUUCAUUCAUUUGGAGGUGGCACAGGGUCGGGUUUCACUUCUCUGCUUAUGGAAAAGCUGUCUGAUGAUUACGGCAAGAAGAGUAAAUUGGAAUUUGUCAUAUAUCCGGCACCACAAGUAUCUACCGCUGUGGUGGAGCCUUACAAUGCGAUAUUAACAACACACACGACAAUCAGUCACUCUGAUUGCGCAUUUAUGGUGGACAACGAAGCGAUUUAUGAUAUUUGUCGGCGCAAGCUCAGCAUCGAGCGACCUUUGUACGCAAAUCUGAACCGGCUGAUCAGCCAGGUGGUGUCGUCGAUCACAGCAUCCUUGAGAUUCGACGGCGCUCUGAACGUUGACUUGACCGAAUUCCAGACGAAUCUGGUGCCCUACCCCCGCAUACAUUUUCCCUUGGCGACCUAUGCCCCGGUGGUAUCCGCUGAAAAGGCUUACCACGAAGGUAUAUCAGUCGCAGAGAUCACCUCCGAGUGCUUCGAGGCCACAAAUCAGAUGGUCAAGUGCGAUCCACGCGAGGGCAAGUAUAUGGCUUGCUGCCUCCUAUACCGUGGGGACGUCGUGCCAAAAGACGCAAUCGCUGCUGUGAAGGGAAAUAGUUAUAUCCGUUUUGUCGACUGGUGUCCCACAGGUUUCAAAGUUGGAAUCAAUUAUCAACCGCCCACGGCUGUGCCAGGCGGUGAUCUUGCGAAGGUUCAACGAGCUGUCUCUAUGCUAUCUAACACGACGGCUAUAGAAGAAGCGUGGGCUAAGCUUAAUCGCAAAUUCGACCUAAUGUACAACAAGCGGGCAUUUGUUCACUGGUAUAUAGGAGAAGGUAUGGAAGAACUCGAAUUUGCGGAAGCGCGCGAGGAUCUCGCGGCACUUGAGAGGGAUUACGAGGAAGUCGCUCUCGAAUCGCCGUCUACACCGGAUACACCAUUGGAAUAUUAACACAUUUUUUAAGAAUCUUUUGAAAUAGGCCGGUGUAUUCUCUUUUUCGUUACCCGAUAACAAGACGAAAAUUAUAAGAGAAAUAUCACAGCGCUUAUGUUAA
Messenger RNA from Acromyrmex echinatior (Panamanian leafcutter ant), 1378 nucleotides. Its product is annotated as tubulin alpha chain. Gene Ontology annotation, cellular component: microtubule. Gene Ontology annotation, biological process: microtubule-based process. NCBI's taxonomy places the organism in Eukaryota, Metazoa, Arthropoda, Insecta, Hymenoptera, Formicidae. Gene Ontology annotation, molecular function: GTP binding; structural constituent of cytoskeleton. The record is from RefSeq and is a predicted model, not a curated record.